AAACUGCAAUAGCUUUUACCCGUUAAAAAAACAUCUUCUCAUCUCCCUAUUAAUAUUUAUAAUCCUAAAACGGGUAUUUUCUUUAAGUGUGUUUCCUCCCUUAAGUUAAUUCUCAUUUGUUCAAAACAUCUGACUUCUAGGAUCUUUAGGAAUGAUGAAAUGGGGAAGAAAGAAACUUGUUACUUCUUCAUCUUCUUUGUCUCGUGCUCAUCAUGUUUCUUGGUUUUCAAAGUUGAGAGGUUCUUCUGACUUGAAACCUGCAAAGGAGAAGAAGCAUCAUGAUGAAGCUAUCCAGAAGAUGUCUACAAAAUCUUCCUUGAGUUCUACUAAACCUGGAAAAGAUAUUCAUGAGAGCAGCAAAAGGUUACAGAGAGUAUCAGAAGAGAAGGAGAACGUUGCAAAAAGGUCAGCAGGUAUGGAGUCAAAUGAGAAGUUUGAAGAGAUCAUGAGCAGUGUGAAGAAGAAAGCAAGAGAUAACCAAAGGGAGACGCGUGGCUUCCUAGAAGUAGAGGCAAUGGAUAGAGACAAAGGAGGAACUGUGAUCAUGACGCCAAGAAUUCACGUGAACAGAGAUAAGAAGAGACGUGACCAAAAGCUUCUCCUACAAAAACCAAAGAGAUCAGAACAGGAGUCAGAGGUCAAGGUGCAAAAACCAGCCACAAGAACAUGUACAAGAAGCUACAGUAGAGAAGAUUUUGUGAAGCUGAAGGAAAUAAAACUAAGAGAAGUGAAGCUGAAGGCUGACCAACAGAGGAAAUCUAUGUACCUGAGAAGGGAGCUAGGAACAAAAGAAAACAGCAAGGUUAGAGUCUUUUCACCAAGAGCAUGCAGAGUUAAAGCUAUUCAAGACUUGAAGAAGGCUAAACUGAGAGCACGCGAGCACGAUGGAGGAGGAAUUGAGAAGGAAAGCUUUGCAGUAGUGAAAUGCUCGAGCGAUCCUCAGAAGGAUUUUAGAGAUUCAAUGGUGGAGAUGAUCAUGGAGAAUGGUAUUAUCAACCACCCUGAAGAACUCAAAGAGCUUCUGGUUUGUUAUCUUAGACUCAAUACCAAUGAAUACCAUGAUAUGAUCAUCAAUGUGUUUCAGCAGGUGCACAGUGAUUUACAUUUACAUUAAUUUUGGUGUUGAAUAGUAAUUAUCCCUC
Molecule: messenger RNA, 1142 nt
Organism: Brassica oleracea var. oleracea
Lineage: Eukaryota; Viridiplantae; Streptophyta; Magnoliopsida; Brassicales; Brassicaceae
Product: transcription repressor OFP5-like
Exons: 1
Coding region: 152-1114 (320 amino acids)
Biological process (GO): negative regulation of DNA-templated transcription
Source: RefSeq, a predicted model, not a curated record